Molecule: messenger RNA, 1626 nt
Organism: Carassius auratus (goldfish)
Lineage: Eukaryota; Metazoa; Chordata; Actinopteri; Cypriniformes; Cyprinidae
Product: transforming acidic coiled-coil-containing protein 1-like
Exons: 2
Coding region: 836-1270 (144 amino acids)
Source: RefSeq, a predicted model, not a curated record
AAGUUUUUUGUUUUUCAAGGCAAGCUCAAUACUUCGUUUUUUAUAGAUACUGCAGAGGUCUUGUGGUCUUUUUCUUGUUGGAAAAGGAUGUUGGUAUGAGUACAAAUUAGUCAUGGGAACGCUGACACCCCCAGGCGAUCUGCUUAGGCAUUUCAAACAGGUAACAAUGUGAAAGGACAAGUGAGAGAACAGGUUUUCCUGCUUGCGAGCUGGAGCUCAAGGCUAGAGGAGGUUAAAGGAAAAAAGACAGAGGAGGAGCUCAGCCCUGCAUUCCACAGUCUCCCUACCGAAACCACGGAGCCCCCCUCUCCCUUCUCUUCAGCCUCUGUUUGUGUUCCCUUUUUCAGCUUUUUAAUAGAGAGGCGGUUCUGUUUGGGAAGGAAGCUACCAUUCCUACACAACGGGGGAUGCCGAAUCAGCUGGACCAGAGAUACAGGCAUGCUCUUUUCUCCUCCCCCAUUAGUUUCUUCUCAAUAGUCUGAUCCCGUAAAGGAGGGGUGGAUGGGGAGUUAUCUGGCAGCCAGCUGAUCUUUGCUGUGGUAGUCUGCGAGGGAAAGAAGGAGACUGCAAACUCUUCGUUACUUAGCUGCACUGAGAAAGAGGAAGCUGUGAGAAAACAUCAACAGUCGCGUGAGAGGAAGGAAGCAACGAAGCUUUUGAGACGAAAACAUGAAGCUCGACUUCAAGACCACGAGGAGCGUUGCCUACCACUGAGAAAAACAUCUGCAAGACAGGAGGAGAGAAAAAGAAGCAAGGGGAGACUGACUCACUUGUUUGGAUUUGCCCACAAGGUGUUCCUGUAGACGCUUGGCGUGUCACCAGCAAGAGGUCGAAGAUGUCUUGGCUGUCACCAGUGCAGUGGGCCAAAUGGACCUGGUCGGCCGUUAGAGGAGGAGGGGAGGAAGAAGGUGAGACUUAUUUGGGGAUGGACGACGAAGCCCUUUCGGAAGAGGCGCGAGAGGCUAUGCCAAGAGAUCGAGAGGACGACGAAAGGUCUCAUGGCUGCAGUUCGGACUCAGAGGGCCAAUUUGAGACACCUGAAGCUGAGACGCCUGUCCAUCAGCCAUAUAAAGAACCACCAGCACUGGAUCAACCAAUCACAGAGAGCACAGGUAAAAGAAGACCUCGAGAAAAGAGAGCUAUAGAUACAGACGGUAGAUGCCACAGAGCACCUGUCGCUGCAUGUGCUUCUAUUCCACUCAUGCAAUGGGAUGUUGCCAUGGCAACAAAAGGAAAGUAUGUCAGUAUGCGGUUAUACGUGGUCUUUUAGUGUCACUUGAAAGCAAUAUAUCGUUGGUAGCAUUUCUUGUCAUUCCUAAGUAUUAUUGCGAACAUAGACAUAGUGGAGCAGGCACAUUAUAAGUUAUACUUUAUCUAAUAAAUCAGCUUGGGUCAUGAAUAUUAAUUAGAUAGCAAUGUCAGUGCACCUGAUUUGCUGGAAGGCGGGUAAAUGAGCAAGGAUUUAUUUUGUCUGAUUUAUCAUUUCAUUUAAACCAUCCAUCAAAACAAAGAAAGUUCUCCCUUAUGAUCGAGUGCAAACAUUACAAACAUUUUUAGCAUAGGUUUGACUGAAUUAAAAUUAAAAUGUAUCUUUAAGAACAAUUGCAAAUGCAAAUUGAGUACCAU